UGGCUACAGACUGCCCGGCGAUCAUCACUUCGUGCUGAGAAUUCUAUUGUCACUUAGAAAUAGUUCUCGAAGGAGGAAUUUCGAAGCAGGCUCACAAUGCCUGACCCCAAAUCCAACCCCGAAGACAUCGCCACCGCGAUCCUGAAGCCAAAGGACAAGCCCAACAGACUCCUCGUCGAUGAAGCUGUCAACGAUGACAACUCCGUCAUCCAUCUCUCACAAACGAAAAUGGAUGAAUUGAACCUUUUCCGCGGAGACACCGUUCUUCUCAAGGGUCGCAAACGUCGCGAGACGGUCGCGAUUGUUAUUUCGGACGAUACGUGCCCGAACGAGAAGAUCCGGAUGAAUAGGUGUAUUCGUAACAAUCUCCGCGUACGUCUUGGGGACAUUAUAUCCGUUCAGGGUUGUCCCGAUAUCAAAUACGGGAAAAGGAUCCACGUGCUGCCCAUCGACGACUCCGUCGAGGGCUUGACCGGAAGUCUCUUCGAGGUAUUCCUCAAGCCGUAUUUCCUCGAAGCCUACAGGCCGAUCCACAAGGGAGAUUUGUUCAUUGUUCGCGGUGGCAUGCGAGCCGUCGAAUUCAAAGUGGUAGAGACUGAUCCCGCGGGCUAUUGCAUCGUCGCCCCCGACACCGUCAUCCACUGUGAGGGCGAUCCGAUCAAACGAGAAGAAGAAGAGGAGAGCCUCAACGAAAUCGGUUAUGAUGACAUCGGUGGCUGCAGGAAGCAGCUGGCUCUGAUCAAGGAGAUGGUGGAGCUCCCACUGCGCCAUCCGUCACUGUUCAAGACCAUCGGAGUCAAGCCACCGAGAGGUAUACUGCUCUACGGACCUCCCGGAACGGGAAAAACGCUCAUCGCUCGCGCAGUCGCCAACGAAACCGGAGCUUUCUUCUUUUUGAUCAAUGGGCCGGAAAUCAUGUCCAAGCUUGCCGGUGAGUCUGAAUCCAACUUGCGCAAGGCGUUCGAGGAAGCUGAGAAGAAUUCGCCUGCCAUUAUUUUCAUCGAUGAAAUCGAUGCCAUUGCACCGAAACGAGAGAAGACCCACGGUGAGGUCGAGAGGAGAAUCGUCUCCCAACUCCUUACCCUCAUGGACGGUCUCAAACAGAGGGCUCACGUUAUCGUCAUGGCCGCGACUAAUCGUCCGAACUCGAUCGACGCCGCUCUGCGGCGAUUCGGACGUUUCGAUCGCGAAGUCGACAUCGGUAUCCCCGACGCAACUGGACGUCUCGAAGUUCUACGUAUCCACACGAAGAACAUGAAGCUCGCUGACGAUGUCGACCUCGAGAAAAUCGCCGCGGAAACCCACGGUUUCGUCGGCGCCGAUCUGGCCGCUCUGUGUUCAGAGGCUGCUCUGCAGCAGAUCCGUGAGAAAAUGGAUGUCAUCGAUCUUGAAGACGAUCAAAUCGACGCCGAAGUGCUCAAUUCUCUCGCCGUCUCCAUGGAGAACUUCAGGUGGGCCAUGGGCAAGUCUUCGCCUUCGGCUCUCAGAGAGACUGUCGUCGAAGUUCCCAACGUGAGCUGGGAGGAUAUUGGCGGUCUCGAGGGCGUCAAACAAGAACUCCAGGAGAUGAUUCAGUACCCAGUGGAGCAUCCGGACAAGUUCCUGAAGUUCGGCAUGUCGCCUCCGAAGGGAGUCCUCUUCUACGGACCGCCCGGUUGCGGAAAGACGCUGCUGGCCAAGGCUAUCGCCAACGAGUGCCAGGCGAACUUCAUCUCAAUCAAAGGUCCCGAGCUGCUCUCUAUGUGGUUCGGUGAGUCCGAGUCGAACGUGAGGGAUAUUUUUGACAAAGCGAGAGCUGCGGCUCCAUGCGUUCUGUUCUUCGACGAGCUGGAUUCCAUCGCGAAGUCUCGAGGUGCAAGCGUGGGUGAUGCGGGUGGUGCCGCCGAUCGUGUCAUCAAUCAGAUCCUUACUGAAAUGGACGGUAUGGGAGCAAAGAAGAAUGUUUUCAUCAUCGGUGCCACCAACAGACCCGAUAUCAUCGAUCCCGCAAUCUUACGUCCUGGUCGUCUCGACCAAUUGAUAUACAUCCCGCUUCCGGACGAAAAGUCUCGCAUGCAAGUUUUCAAGGCAUGCCUGAGAAAGUCUCCGAUCGCGAAGGAUGUCGACAUAGGAUUCUUAGCCAAAAUCACUUCUGGUUUCUCCGGGGCAGACAUCACCGAAAUCUGUCAACGUGCUGCGAAAACGGCAAUCAGCGAAAGCAUCCAGAAAGAAAUUCAGCGUGAGAAGAACCGUGCCGCAGGUGGCAACGCCAUGGAAAUGGACGAGGAUCCGGUGCCCGAAAUCCGCAAAGACCAUUUCGAAGAAGCAAUGAAAUUCGCCCGGAAAUCUGUCAACGAGAACGAUGUUCGCAAAUACGAGAUGUUCGCUCAGACUUUGCAACAGUCACGUGGUUUCGGAAACAACUUCCGUUUCCCGACGCAGACUCCUGCCGCGGGAGGCAAUCCUGGUGGUCAAGGCAGUUUCCAGAACGACGAAGAAGACGAUCUUUACAACUAGAGACUUCAAAUUUCCAACGUCAUAGGCCGAUAUGAAUUCAUUUACGGAGAUGGGAGCAUUGCUCAGUGAGACGAAGGGGCACCCGGUUCACGGUUUGGUCUGUCCGAGAUCAUCUGAUGAAUUCUUCAGCCCUGCAGCAAGACGGCGUGGUGAGGAAGGGGAAAGGCAUGAGCUGAGAAGAGACGAAAGAGAGGAAGAAACAACUUUGAGAUGAAAAACAAAACGAAUAAAAUUAAGGCAGAUCAGAGAUUCCAUUCGAUUCUAGCCUCGCGGAUGAACUCGCUCCGAGCCGAGCCGUAACCAUUCGGGAUGCAUCGUCUGUCCUGAAGUGCCGUUGUUUCCGAUUUCUCCGAUGAAAUGCUUGUACUAUCGUACUUUCACGAUUCCUCCAUUCUGAGGGCGAGAUGGGGAUUCUGGAUCGAUGUCGUUCGACAUGAUGAUUAUUUGUUUUGCGAACGACUUGAUGCUUGAACUUUCUCAGGAGACUUUCGAAUUCUAUGCUGUCGUCGUGUUGUAUCACUGCUUCCCUCGACAAUACAUGAGAGUUCACUCUCCCAUUUGGACUCAUCCAUGAUCUUCGGAGGGGGUGACGGUGACUUACGAGUAAUAUUCAGAAAGUGAUCCGUGAUCAUACAGAUAAAUAUAUUAUACCCGGUCAAUCGAAAAAUAUGAUUAUUAAAUAUAUGAAUAAAGAUUGUCUAGAA
Galendromus occidentalis (western predatory mite) is the source of this 3200-nucleotide messenger RNA. Its product is annotated as transitional endoplasmic reticulum ATPase. Gene Ontology annotation, cellular component: VCP-NPL4-UFD1 AAA ATPase complex; cytosol; nucleus. The record is from RefSeq and is a predicted model, not a curated record. Gene Ontology annotation, molecular function: ATP binding; polyubiquitin modification-dependent protein binding; ATP hydrolysis activity. NCBI's taxonomy places the organism in Eukaryota, Metazoa, Arthropoda, Arachnida, Mesostigmata, Phytoseiidae. Bases 97 to 2496 code for a protein of 799 amino acids. The transcript is spliced from 4 exons. Gene Ontology annotation, biological process: autophagosome maturation; retrograde protein transport, ER to cytosol; mitotic spindle disassembly.